Messenger RNA from Asterias rubens (European starfish), 803 nucleotides. Its product is annotated as synergistic-like venom protein. The transcript is spliced from 4 exons. Bases 68 to 448 code for a protein of 126 amino acids. NCBI's taxonomy places the organism in Eukaryota, Metazoa, Echinodermata, Asteroidea, Forcipulatida, Asteriidae. The record is from RefSeq and is a predicted model, not a curated record.
CAUCCACUGGACUCAAGCAGAAUCUUGUACUUUACGGAGGCAUAAACACCACAAAGAAACACUCAUCAUGAAUACCCUUGCAACAAUUGUCGUUCUGAUGAGCCUUAUCGCUGGUAUGAGUGCCCUGACGUGUAACACGUGUGGUUGGAUUACCGGUGUCUCAGACGAGUCUUGCCUGGAUGAAUUCGAUGCCACUGCUUCUAACAGCUCAGUCACAUGUGCGUCUGGAUAUGAUAUGUGCAGUAAAUCUACAACAAAGGUUAGUGGCACAGUAACUAUUCUCGCUCGUGGUUGCUCAACCUCUUGCUCCGAGGCCUGUGUUUCCCUCUUCAGCAUUGAAGGAUGUUCCUAUUGCUGCUCUACCGAUGAUUGCAACAGCGCAACCUCAGUCACCUUGAGCAUUGCUGCCAUGGCCGCUACCGUAAUCGGUGCUUAUGUACUUAUGUAGCACAGUGAAUUUGUCCAGAGUACAUCAGGAAACCUAAUGAAAGCUCUGAAGUGAAUUAGGUCUUAGAGAAAGUUGAUCUGCAAUAUGAAUUUGGAAUACAAUUUCACAAAUACUUUUUAACUGUCUGAACAUAAUAUUUUUUUAUAUUGCAUGUUUUUAACGUAUGUUUUCAAUAACUGUGGCCUACGUGUAGGUGAGUUUUUACAAGAGAAAAUGAGCUGAAAUGCCCAGUAGCGCUCGUUGAAUGGGCAGUGAACCUAAUGCAUCGUUACCAGGACAGUGCAGGGCUCAGUUUUUAGUGAUGUGAUCUCACAACAAUUUUCUUGUUAUGUUUUUUUAUGUAUGUAUCUUUUAU